This is a messenger RNA of Caenorhabditis briggsae, 312 nucleotides long. The transcript has 2 exons. Gene Ontology annotation, molecular function: transcription cis-regulatory region binding. Bases 1 to 312 code for a protein of 103 amino acids. The record is from RefSeq and is a predicted model, not a curated record. NCBI's taxonomy places the organism in Eukaryota, Metazoa, Nematoda, Chromadorea, Rhabditida, Rhabditidae.
AUGGCUAAAGCUGCUGCCGCCAAGGCUUCCCCAGUGAAGAAGGUCAAGAAGGGAGGAAAGAACAAGGACCCAAAUGCUCCAAAGCGCGCCAUGUCCGCUUUCUUCUUCUGGAUGCAGGAGAACCGUGAGCGCAUCAAGAAGCCAGGAAUGGGAGUCGCUGACGUUGCCAAGGCCGCUGGAGUCGAAUGGGGAAAACUCACUGACAAAUCGAAGUGGGAGAAGAAAGCCGCUGACGAUAGAAGAGAUACGAAACUGAUAUCGCCAACUACAAGAAGAACCAUUAGGCUGAUGUCGUGCUGCCUCCUACAUUAG